Brassica oleracea var. oleracea is the source of this 622-nucleotide messenger RNA. RefSeq lists its product as uncharacterized. Lineage: Eukaryota; Viridiplantae; Streptophyta; Magnoliopsida; Brassicales; Brassicaceae. The record is from RefSeq and is a predicted model, not a curated record. Bases 40 to 438 code for a protein of 132 amino acids. The transcript has 2 exons.
GGGAAGAGAGAGAGAGAGAGAGCUUUGAUCAAUCUAUCAAUGGCGGAUGGAAAACCAGACGAGCAGCUCUUCCAGCUUCUUUCGGGUCUUCUCCAACAGGUUGAAUCGUUGACGAACACAGAGGAAGUAGAGUUACGUUCGAAGAUCGAAGCUCUGGGCUUAGAAGUCACCAAAGUGCCAUCAAAGUCCGCUCAGCCCCUCACCGAGGUGGAGAUUGCUAAUGAAUUGGAUAAGUUAUCAGCCAAGAUUGACGAUGUUGACGAGAUGAUCUCAUCGGCUCUUGCUUCUGAUCCGCAAGUUCAGACUCUUCUUAGCGGCACUGCCGAUGUUUGGAUGCCUGUUAUCACUGCCAACUCCGAAGAGAGACUCAACUUCACUGCUUCCAUCGAUGAUCUUGACGAUAUUACUACCAAUAACGACAAGAAGAGCAGCUCGUAAUCUCUUUUUUGGCUUCUCCAGCCUUUACUUUUUUCAGUUCAAUGUGUCAUCUCUCAGAUAUUUGAUGAUAAGAGGUUUAUUCGGAUUGAAUACAUACAUCGAAUAAAAAAAAGUUGUAAUUCAAUAUUGACAUUUGAUGAUUGUGGAUUAUGCAGAUUGAAUACAACAAAUGCAAAUUUGCACA